GAGAGAGAGGGAGAGAGAGAUUUCUGUGAGAGAGAGAGAGAGAUUCUACUGCGCUUUGGCUACGAACAAAGACAUCGAAAAACAAAGAUAUGUGGAAGCUUAAGAUUGCUGAAGGUGGUCCAGGGCUUAAAAGCAUAAAUAAUUACCUUGGAAGACAAAUAUGGGAGUUUGAUCCGCAUCUUGGGACCCCUGAAGAGAGGAUUGCCGUUGAAAAUGCUCGUGAAGAUUAUCGCAAGAAUCGGUUUGAAAUGAAGCACAGCUCUGAUCUACUAAUGCGAAUGCAGUUUGCAAGAGAGAAGCCAUGUGAUGUGAAGCUACCCCCAGUGAGAUUAGAAGAGAAAGAAGAUAUCACAGAGGAAGCAGUGAUCAGAACCUUAAGGCGGGCCAUCGGGUUCUAUUCGACCAUCCAAGCUCAUGAUGGCCAUUGGCCCAACGACUGCGGCGGUGUGUUGUUUCUUCUACCUGGCCUGGUGAUUGGUUUGCAUAUUGUAGGAGUCCUGAAUACUGUUUUACCGGCGGAGCAUCAACGAGAGAUCCGACGGUAUAUGUACAACCAUCAGAAUGCAGAUGGUGGGUGGGGCUUGCACAUAGAGGGCCACAGCAUCAUGUUCUGUACAGCACUUUUCUACGUUGCACUGAGAUUGCUUGGUGAAGAUGGUGAUGGUGGUGAAGAUGGGGCUAUGAUGAAAGCUCGAAAGUGGGUCCUGGAUCGCGGUGGGGCCACUUCAAUACCAUCUUGGGGAAAAAUGUGGCUUUCGAUACUUGGUAUAUAUGAAUGGUCAGGCAAUAAUCCCAUGCCACCAGAACUAUGGCUUCUUCCUGAAUUCCUUCCUAUUCAUCCAGGACGGAUGUGGUGCCACUGUCGUAUGGUUUACCUGCCGAUGUCGUAUUUAUACGGGAAGAGAUUUGUGGCUCCAAUAACAGAAAUGAUUUUGUCGCUAAGAUCGGAGCUCUACACCGUCCCAUACGAUCAAAUAGAUUGGAACAAAGCACGCAAUUCAUGCGCAAAGGAAGAUCUGUAUUACCCACAUCCCCUAAUACAAGAUAUCCUAUGGGAAGGUCUUCACAAGAUUGGAGAACCUCUUCUUAGAAAAUGGCCCUUCUCCAAGCUGAGAGAGAAAGCUCUAAGUGUCACAAUGCAACAUAUACACUACCAAGAUGAAAAUAGUUGGUACAUUAGCAUAGGCCCUGUCAGCAAGGUGUUGAAUAUGGUUUGUUAUUGGGUGGAUGAUCCAAGUUCAGAGGCAUUCAAGUUGCAUAUUCCACAAAUCUACGACUAUCUGUGGGUUGCUGAGGAUGGCAUGAAAAUGCAGGGAACCAAUGGAAGUCAGUUAUGGGACACUGCCUUUGCCAUUCAAGCAAUUAUCUCAAGUGAUCUUGUCGAAGAAUACGGUUCGACUCUUAAAAAAGCUCAUGACUUCAUAAAAAAGUCACAGAUUCGGGUGAACUGUUCUGGUGACUUUAGUUCCUGGCAUCGUCACAUAUCUAAAGGAGCAUGGCCCUUCUCAACAGUAGAUCAAGGAUGGCAAGUAUCAGAUUGCACAGCAGAAGGAUUAAAGGCUGCUAUCUUACUGUCAAAAAUCCCUCCAGAAACAGUCGGAGAACCAAUAUCCGCAGAGCAGUCAUAUGACGCUGUAAAUGUCCUUCUUUCAUUACAGAAUAGCAAUGGCGGUUUUGCAUCAUAUGAGCUGACAAGAUCUUACCAAUGGAUGGAGUUGAUCAAUCCUUCUGAACUUUUUGAGGAUAUUGUUAUCGAUUACACGCAUGUGGAAUGCACUUCAGCAGUAAUACAAGGUUUGACAUCAUUUAUGAAAUUAUAUCCUGGACACCAGAAGAAAGAAAUAGAAGCUUGCAUUGCAAAAGCAGUCGAUUACGUUGAAAAAGUACAACAAACCGAUGGUUCGUGGUAUGGCAAAUGGGGAGUAUGCUACACCUACGGCACGUGGUUUGGAGUGAUGGGGUUGGUGGCCGGCGGAAGAACCUACCAGAAUAGUGGUAGAAUUCGGAAAGCUUGUAACUUCCUAUUGUCAAAACAGCUAGCUUCUGGAGGUUGGGGAGAGAGCUACCUUUCGUGUCAAAAUAAGGUAUAUACAAAUCUUGAAGGGAACAAGUCACAUUUGGUAAAUACUGGAUGGGCUAUGCUGGCUCUUAUUGCUGCCGGGCAGGCUGAGAGAGAUCCAAUUCCUUUGCAUCGAGCAGCGAGGCUACUGAUCAAUUCCCAAAUGGAAAAUGGUGAUUUUCCUCAGCAGGAAAUAAUGGGAGUCUUCAGCAGUAAUUGUAUGACCAGCUAUUCUGCAUAUAGAAACAUCUUUCCGAUAUGGGCUCUUGGAGAAUACCAUCGUCAGUUGUGGAUCCACUCGAAUACGCAUACGUAUGUAUAAAUACAUAUUGCUAAGUCAGCUACAGGACUUCUCUGUCAACUAGGGAGGUAAGAAGACAGCAAUCAGUGAGGAAUUGGAAGAUUGGAAAGAUUCCACUACCAAACUACUCUAUAAAAGAGAAGGUUUCCAUCCCCUCUCCUCUCACAAUCUUGAGUAGGAAAAAGCUUCAUUAGUAGGUGCUCCUAAAGGUUAGAAGGAACGUUUGAAUCAGCAGCACUAUUCAUCUUCCACUUGAACUUGAUUAAAGAUAUUAAUGACAGAUCAUGUAGUACAGCUUUUCUAACUUCUCUUUCUCCAUGCAUUCAACUCAUGCAAUCCUGAAAUUGCAGCAAUGUGCUUGCAUAUGUAUUAUGUAUAAUGAAUGGUGCUUCACCUUCAUGUGUAUUUCAUGAGAACGAAUGAUUGCAUUAUGGAUUUUAAGAAAAAAUAAUAAAAUAAUUUCUUCCCUUCUCUUUCA
Molecule: messenger RNA, 2838 nt
Organism: Magnolia sinica
Lineage: Eukaryota; Viridiplantae; Streptophyta; Magnoliopsida; Magnoliales; Magnoliaceae
Product: cycloartenol synthase 2-like
Exons: 20
Coding region: 90-2381 (763 amino acids)
Biological process (GO): triterpenoid biosynthetic process
Cellular component (GO): lipid droplet
Molecular function (GO): intramolecular transferase activity
Source: RefSeq, a predicted model, not a curated record